Messenger RNA from Phytophthora sojae, 255 nucleotides. RefSeq lists its product as hypothetical. The coding region runs from base 1 to 255 and encodes 84 amino acids. The transcript has 2 exons. The record is from RefSeq and is a predicted model, not a curated record. Lineage: Eukaryota; Oomycota; Peronosporomycetes; Peronosporales; Peronosporaceae.
AUGGUGCGCGCUGAGGACAUCUACAUCGAGGAGGGCGGGCCCGACACCUCGAUGCUGCCGACAUCGACGUGGAGAAAUGCUGAAUUAGAAUUGUUCUCUAAGAAAGGCGGCAGGGCCGAUCGACUGGAAGUAUGGGAGAUCAGCGAUCGAGAGACAGGCAGCAAGGAUCUGUGGAUCAGAGGGAGUUCUUCGGGAGAUCUCAAGUGGCCCGAUGACGCCGGCGCCACCGAUCGACGACAGAUCUCGCAGAUCUAG